This is a messenger RNA of Cygnus olor (mute swan), 1038 nucleotides long. RefSeq names its product gap junction delta-2 protein-like. The transcript is spliced from 2 exons. Gene Ontology annotation, biological process: cell communication. The coding region runs from base 42 to 899 and encodes 285 amino acids. Gene Ontology annotation, cellular component: connexin complex. The record is from RefSeq and is a predicted model, not a curated record. Lineage: Eukaryota; Metazoa; Chordata; Aves; Anseriformes; Anatidae.
GGGGGGGGGGGCCCGGCCCGGCGCCCCCCGCUGCCAGCGCGAUGGGCGAAUGGACCAUCCUGGAGCGGCUGCUGGAGGCGGCGGUGCAGCAGCACUCCACCAUGAUCGGCAGGAUCCUGCUGACGGUGGUGGUGAUCUUCCGCAUCCUGAUCGUGGCCAUCGUGGGCGAGACGGUGUACGAGGACGAGCAGACCAUGUUCACGUGCAACACGCUGCAGCCCGGCUGCAACCAGGCGUGCUACGACGAGGCCUUCCCCAUCUCCCACAUCCGCUACUGGGUCUUCCAGAUCAUCCUGGUGUGCACGCCCAGCCUCUGCUUCAUCACCUACUCCGUGCACCAGGCGGCCAAGCAGCGCGAGCGCCGCUACUCCUUCCUCCACCCGCCGCCGGAGCGCGCCGCGCGCCGCCCCAAGCCCCUCGACGGGCUCCCGGCGCCCGGCGCCGCCGCGGACGACGCCGAGGACGCCAAGGAGGCGCCGCGGGGCUCCAAGGCGCGGCGGCAGGAGGGCAUCUCGCGCUUCUACGUGAUCCAGGUGGUGUUCCGCAACGCGCUGGAGAUCGGCUUCCUGGCCGGGCAGUAUUUCCUCUACGGCUUCCGCGUGCCGGCCAUCUUCGAGUGCGACCGCUACCCCUGCGUCAAGGAGGUGGAGUGCUACGUCUCGCGGCCCACCGAGAAGACCGUCUUCCUCGCCUUCAUGUUCGCCGUCAGCGGCGUCUGCGUCCUGCUCAACCUGGCCGAGCUCAACCACCUGGGCUGGCGCAAGGUGCGGGCGGCCGUGCGGGGGGCGCAGGCGCGGCGCAAGUCCCUGGGGGAGCCCCGCAAAAAGGAGGCGGCCCCCCCGGCGGCCCCCGCGGCCCCCCCGGGGCGGACGCAGUCCAGCGAGUCGGCCUACGUCUGAGCGUGACGCCCCCCCCCCCGGGCCCAAAAAAAGGAUUGUGGGAGGUCGCCGCAAGGGCGGGCGGGCUCCCGCUCCUUCCCCCCCCCUCAAGGAUUUGGGGGGUUCGGCGGCCUCCUCCUUCCCCCCCCCAGGAAUUUGG